AUGUGACGGAAGUAAACAACUGGCUGCAGUGCGAUAGUUCUUCUUUCUCUCUUUUCACUCAGUUCUCCAAAAUGGGUAUUAGUCGAGAUCAUUGGCACAAGCGACGUGCCACUGGUGGCAAGAGGAAGCCCCUCCGCAAGAAGAGGAAGUUUGAAUUGGGUAGACCCGCCGCCAACACGAAAUUGGGACCUCGUAGGGUACAUUUCGUCCGUACCCGUGGGGGUAACCUCAAACAUAGAGCUUUAAGGCUUGAUAUGGGUAACUUCGCCUGGGGUUCCGAAGGAACCGCUCGCAAAACGCGUAUUAUUGACGUUGUUUACAAUGCCAGUAAUAAUGAAUUGGUCCGUACCAAAACUUUGGUAAAAAAUGCGAUUGUUGUUAUUGAUGCCACUCCAUUUAGGCAGUGGUAUGAAUCCCAUUAUGUUUUACCACUUGGACGCAAAAAGGGUGCAAAAUUGACUGAAACGGAGGAAGCGCUUUUUAAUAAGAAACGUAGCAAGAAAGUGCAAAAGAAAUAUGAAGUAAGGCAACGUACUGCUAAAGUUGAACCAGCAUUAGAAGAACAAUUCCAAGCUGGCAGACUUUUGGCUUGUUUGGCUUCCCGCCCUGGACAAUGUGGAAGAGCUGAUGGAUAUGUGUUGGAAGGAAAAGAAUUGGAAUUUUACAUGCGUAAAACCAAAUCUAAGAAAGCAAAGUAAUGUUAUAAUAAUUUGGUAUAAUAAUAUAUAAAAAAUAAAGGUGUUGAGUAACCUGAAA
Onthophagus taurus is the source of this 756-nucleotide messenger RNA. It is a transcript of the gene RpS8, whose product is annotated as Ribosomal protein S8. Gene Ontology annotation, molecular function: structural constituent of ribosome. Lineage: Eukaryota; Metazoa; Arthropoda; Insecta; Coleoptera; Scarabaeidae. Gene Ontology annotation, biological process: translation. Gene Ontology annotation, cellular component: ribosome. The record is from RefSeq and is a predicted model, not a curated record.